This is a messenger RNA of Cyclopterus lumpus (lumpfish), 5112 nucleotides long. RefSeq names its product vitellogenin-2-like. The record is from RefSeq and is a predicted model, not a curated record. NCBI's taxonomy places the organism in Eukaryota, Metazoa, Chordata, Actinopteri, Perciformes, Cyclopteridae. Gene Ontology annotation, biological process: lipid transport. Gene Ontology annotation, molecular function: lipid carrier activity.
AUGUGGGUGCCUUUGCUAGCUCUCACAUUGACCCUUGCGGCGUGUCACCAGGUAAACCUCGCUCCAGAGUUUGCCAAUGGACAGACCUAUGUCUACAAAUAUGAGGCCACUGUUAUGGGUGGCCUGCCUGAGAUGGGUCUGGCACGGGCUGGAGUAAAAAUCCGUUGCAAAGUCAUGAUCAGUGCGGAUUCUGGUAACACCUUCAUCCUGAAGCUUGUAGACCCAGAAAUCCUUGAGUUCAGUGGCAUCUGGCCCAAAGAGGAUUUCGUCCCAGCUACCAAUCUUACUACAACCCUGACUGCUCAGCUCUUGACACCCAUCAAGUUUGAGUAUGCUAACGGUGUUGUUGGAAAGGUGUUUGCUCCGGUUGGCCUCUCUGAAACUGUGCUGAAUCUCCAAAGAGCAAUCCUCAACAUUUUCCAGCUGAACAUCAAGACGACUCUAAAUGUCUAUGAUCUGCAAGAGCCUGGAGUACAGGGUGUGUGCAAGACCCACUAUGCCAUGAGUGAGGACGCAAAGGAUGGCCGCAUCAUGUUGACCAAGAGUAAGGACCUCAACCAGUGCCAGGAGAAAAUCAUGAAGGAUAUUGGCAUGGUUCACGGAGAGAGAUGCGUUGAAUGUGAGGCUAGAGGACAGAGCCUGAAGGGAGCUGCUGCUUUUAACUACAUCAUCAAGCCAGCAGCCACCGGUGCUCUGAUCUUGGAGGCAUCUGGUACAGAGAUCAUGCGUUCACCUUUCAACAUCUUGAAUGGUGCUGCCCAGAUGGAGUCUAAGCAAUCCCUUACCUUCCUGGAUAUUCAGAAAGCCCCAUUGGAUCCCGUCAAAGGUGAAUAUCUUCACCGUGGAUCCGUGCAGUACGAGUUUGGCAGCGAGCUUCUCCAGACACCCAUCCAGCUUCUGAAGAUCACCAAUAUCAAGGCUCAGGUUGUUGAGCUUCUGGAGCACAUGGUGACCCACAACGUGGACGUAGUCCACAAACAUGCCCCUCUGAAGUUCAUUGAGCUCCUCCAGCUACUGCGUGUGGCAAAAUGUGAUAUUUUGGAGACCCUCUGGACUCAGUACAAAAAUAGAGUCCAUUUCAGACGCUGGAUCCUGAAUAUUGUCCCUGCCAUUGGUACUACUACUGCUCUGAGGUUCCUAAAGGAGAAGUUCCUUUCUGGUGAGCUGAGUCUUGCAGAAUCUUCUAAAACGCUGCUGGCAUCUCUACACAAGCUGACAGUUGACCUCGAGGCCAUCAAGCUAGUAGAGGCAAGUCAGCAUAAAUUCAAAAGAUCCAAGGACAGCCCAAUUCUGCGUGAGAUUGUCAUGCUAGGAUACGGCACCCUGGUUGCUAAAUACUGUGUAGAGAACCCAUCCUGCCCCGCUGAGCUUGUGAGGCCUCUCCAUGAACUUGCUGUCCAGGCUGCUAGCAGCAAUGACAUCGAGAAGCUCAUUGCCACUCUCAAAGUCAUAGGAAAUGCUGGACAUCCUUCCAGCCUGAAGCCAAUCACAAAGCUCCUGCCUCUCUCUGGAAGUGCUACUGCUGUUCUGCCACUCAGAGUUCAGAUUGAAGCUGUUAUGGCCCUGAGGAACAUUGCUAAGAGGGAGCCCAAGAUGAUCCAGACUAUGGCUAUUCAGCUGUUCAUGGACAAGACUCUCAACCCGGAACUCCGUAUGGUUGCUGCUCUUGUAUUGUUUGAGACCAAGCUGCCCAUGGGUCUGGUGAUUACUCUUGCCAAUGCCGCCUUGAAUGAAAACAAUCUGCAGAUCGCUAGCUUUGUCUACUCUUACAUGAAGUCUAUGACCAGGAACACAACUCCUUACUUUGCCUCAGUUGCUGCUGCCUGUAACGUUGCUAUGAAGCUACUCAGUCCCAAAUUGGACAGACUCAGCUAUCGCUUCAGCAGAACUCUCUAUCUUGAUUCCUACCACGAUGCCUGGAUGGCGGGUGCUGCUGCCACCGCCUUCUAUAUUAAUGAUGUUGCAACUGUUUUGCCAAGAGCCAUUGUGCUCAAAGCUCGCACCUAUCUGGCAGGAACUUUUGCUGAUGUUGUUGAGGUUGGAGUGAGAACUGAGGGAAUACAGGAGGCCAUUCUGAAAGUCCAAGAGGGUCCAGAUAAUGCUGACAGGCUGACCAAGAUGAAACAAGUUAUGAAGGCUCUUUCUCAGUGGAGUGCUCAACCUUCCAGCCAGCCCCUGGCCUCUGCAUAUAUGAAGUUCUUCGGACAGGAAGUUGCAUUUGCCAACAUUGACAAAACCCUUAUUAACCAUAUUCUUCAGCUUGCCUCUGGACCAGCAAUUCGCACUCUUGGCCAGGCUUUAGAUGCUGUGCUGACUGGUUUCAAAAGCCAUUACUCUAAUCCAUUCUUGAUGGCUGAGGUUCGUCGCAUCCUUCCCACCACCGUUGGUCUGCCCAUGGAGCUCAGUUUCUAUACUGCUGCUGUGGUUGCUGCAUCUCUUGAAUUGUCUGCAAGUGUAACACCACCUCUGUCUGCCGACACACGUGUUGCCCAGCUUCUGAAGUCUGAGAUAAGCAUUAAGGCUGCCAUUAACCCCAGUGUUUCCAUGCAUACCUACGCAGUUAUGGGAGUGAAUACUGCUCUCAUCCAGGCUUCUCUGAUGUUAAGAGCCAGAGUUCACGCAACUGCGCCUGCAAAGUUAGAAGCAAGAAUUGACAUUAUGAAGGGAAACUUCAAGCUUCAGAUCCUUCCUAUUACGGGUGUCACAAAGAUCGUAUCUGCACUUGUUGAUACUUUUGCUGUUGCAAGAAAUGUAGAAAACCUCUCAAAUGCCAAAUACACACCAAUAAUCCCAGCUGCACUGGAAUCACAGGCGUUAAGGGAGACCAUCACCUCAAAGUUUUCAAGGAUGGCAUCCUCUCUGUCUAAUAGCAUGUCAGCAUCAUCUGAAAUCAUUCCCGCUGGCCAGUCAAGUAACAAUUCCAGCGAACUGAGACGUCCCUCAGACCUCAAGAAGAAAAUAUGUUCAGAAAGCAAAGCUUUUGGUAUCAAGACAUGCACUGAGCUUAAGUCUAGCAACAUCGCUUUCAUCAGAAACUGCACACUCUACCACAUGAUUGGAAAACAUUCCAUCAUGAUUGAUGUUUCACCAGCUGAUGGGCCAGCUAUCGAGAAUAUUCAAAUUGAGCUUCAGGUUGGAGAAAAGGCAGCAGAUAAGAUCAUCAAAGUGAUUACCAUGAGUGAGGAAGAACGUCUUGACGACAAGAGCGUGCUGAUGAAACUAAAGAAAAUCCUGGUAUCUGGUCCGAGGAACACCACAUCAUCUUCAUCCAGCUCCAGCAGCUCUCAUUCUCUCAGCUCUGGCUCCAGCAGCUCUUCUUCUAGAUCAUCCUCAUCCAAGUCCUCCUCCAGCUCCUCCUCCAGCUCCUCCUCUCACCGUAAUAGCAAGCAGGUCAAUGCUAACACUUCAAGCAGUUCUUCAAGCAGUUCUUCAAGCAGUUCUUCAAGCAGCCGUUCAUCUCAAUUAACCAGCAGCAAAUCUUCCAACUCCAGCUCAUCCAGCUCCAGCUCCAGCUCAUCCAGCUCCAGGCAACAACUCUCUGAAAUGAAGUUCAUCAAGAACCACAUCAAGCAGAAUAAUCGCUCCAAAGAACGUUCCACCAGCAGUCGCAGUCGCCAAAGUUUCGAGAAAAUCUACAAUAAGACCAAGUACCUCUCUGAUACCGUCGCUCCUGCUGUGACCAUUCUCAUACGUGCUCUGAGAGUCGACCGCAAGGUCCAGGGAUACCAGAUUGCAGCUUACGUUAACACAACUGAUGCCAGAGUGCAGGUCAUUUUUGCCAACCUGGAAGAGAAUGACAACUGGAGAAUCUGUGCCGAUGGUGUGAUUCUGAGCGAUCACAAAGCGAUGGCUAAGAUUGCCUGGGGCAUUGAGUGCAAAGAAUACGAUACUGAGAUCACAGCUGAGACUGGUCUUGUGAGUAAAGAUCCUGCAAUCCGCCUGAAGCUUACCUGGGACAGACUUCCAAAGAGCAUGAUGCGCAUUGCAAAAGAGAUCUCUAAGUACAUUUCCCGCAUCACAAAGUCAUUGGGAGUAAGCCUGUCAAAGGCCAAAAAUAUUCCUAGGCAGAUCCAACUGUCUGUGGCUGCUGCUUCUGAUACAACCCUGAAUAUUGUUCUGAAGACACCAAAGAGGACAAUGUUUAAACUUGGCGUGAGUAUCCCUGUUUCUUUGCCAUUUGGAGACACUGCCACUGAGCUGGAACCGUACAGGGACAACUUGGCCGACCAGAUCUCCUACAUGCUCACCAAGGCUAAUUCAGCUGUGUGCUCCAUGGUCAAAGACAAGCUGACCACAUUCAACAACAAUGAAUUAAGGGUUGAGGUGCCCCAGUCUUGCUUCCAGGUGUUGGCUCAGGAUUGCACCGAACAACUUAAAUUUAUUGUUAUGCUGAAGAGGGAUGAAGUAAAGAAACAGAACCAGAUCCAUGUCGAGAUUGAAAACCUUGUAGUGGAGUUGUAUCCCCAGAAUAAUGCUAUCAUAGUCAGGCUCAACAGUCUAGUAAUCCCAUACAGAAACCUGCCAUAUCUCCAUCCCCAAGGCAAGAUUAGCAUUCAAAAGCUUGGUGACGGUAUCGCUCUCUUUGCUCCCUGUUAUGGUCUCCAGGAGGUCUACAUUGAUCUGAAAACACUGAGGGUUAGUGUUGUGGACUGGAUGAGAGGAAAAAUUUGUGGACUCUGUGGAAAGGCUGAUGGCGAAAUCAGACAGGAGUUCCAAACACCCAACACACGCCUGGUCGAUAACGCCGUCAGCUUCGCUCAUUCCUGGGUUCUGCCUGGAACGAGCUGCCGUGAUGCCUCUGAGUGUUACAUGAGGCUUGAAUCUGUGAAGCUGGAGAGGCAGGUGAUCGUUUAUGGCCAAAAGUCUAAAUGCUUCUCUGUUGAACCUGUGCUGCGCUGCUUGCCCGGCUGCGUGCCAGUGAGGACCACCGCCGUCAAUGUUGGCUACCACUGCCUGCCCGCUGAUUCUAACCUGAACCGCAGACAACUAAGCAGCAUCUUUGAGAAGAGCAUUGACCUCAGAGAAACAGCCGACGCCCAUCUGGCUUGUCGCUGUACCCCUCAAUGCGCUUAAUCUCACUGGCUUCAGUCAAUUUAUGUUGUACCUUUAGUU